Messenger RNA from Notolabrus celidotus (New Zealand spotty), 4545 nucleotides. It is a transcript of the gene pdgfd, whose product is annotated as platelet derived growth factor d. Bases 401 to 1513 code for a protein of 370 amino acids. Gene Ontology annotation, molecular function: growth factor activity; platelet-derived growth factor receptor binding. Gene Ontology annotation, biological process: positive regulation of ERK1 and ERK2 cascade; positive regulation of phosphatidylinositol 3-kinase/protein kinase B signal transduction; positive regulation of MAP kinase activity. The transcript has 7 exons. Lineage: Eukaryota; Metazoa; Chordata; Actinopteri; Labriformes; Labridae. The record is from RefSeq and is a predicted model, not a curated record. Gene Ontology annotation, cellular component: membrane.
UUCAUUUGCAGCACCACGAUAAGAAGUACGGCGCCUCUAAACCCUUGCCUGACCGUGAACGGAGCUAUAUUACCCUCCACGUGCACAUCACUGUUUCGCAGUUUCACUCUCUUGUGUCUGCGUGUGCGUAACUUUCAGGAGGAAACUUGCAUUCUGAGGCAUUUUGGCACAGGACGGGACACCGUGUGCGAGAGGCGUAAGGGCAAAGGGUGCAACAAGUGGCUCUCAUUUACGGGCAAAGGAGGAGGGAGGUUACGACAGCUGAAAGUUGCUGAAUGGAAAGUUACAUCUGAGUUAAACUUCCCCGGUCGCGAGGCUUUUCAUCGAAUCUUAGACUUUUACGCAAGACGUGGAGAACUCCUCGUAAGUGUUUAAAACUUCAACGAGUUUAGUCAUCACCAUGAGUGGACCGUUGGUUUUCCAGAUGUGGAUGGUUUUAUCGUUGGGGAUUGUUACCAGACUCGGAAGGGCUCAGGUCUCUACGGCCAAAGUGAUGAGGGGCAACAUCAGGCGAGACGACUUGUACCGCAAGGAGGAAAACAUCACCGUCACGUCACUGGGUGGGGCCAUCCAAAGUCCACGCUACCCCAACGCUUACCCCCGCAAUCUGCUGUUGUCAUGGAAACUGCUGUCGCCGCAAGGGAGCCGUAUACACCUGGAGUUUGAUGGACACUUCGGCCUGGAGGAGGCUGAGAAUGGAGCCUGCAGGUAUGACUUUGUGGAAGUAGAGGACCAAUCAGAGACCAGCACUAUAAUUUGGGGUCGCUGGUGUGGGCAGAAGGCUCCGCCCAGUCUCAACUCAAAAACCAACAUGCUCAGAGUCACCUUCAAGUCUGAUGACUACUUUGUUGCAAAGCCGGGAUUCAAAGUCUACUAUUCACUGCUGUAUGACUCUCCUCUGCCUGCAUCCAACACCAACUGGGAGGCUGUCACUAUGCCAAUGUUGGACAGCGGUGGAGGCCAUAUGCCAGUGGCAGUCACAGAGGUUCCCUUCUCGUUGGAUGACUUGGAUCGGACCAUAGCCGCCUUUGACACUGUCGAACAGCUUUUUAGAUCCCUGAGUCCGGACACCUGGAGACAGGACCUGGACAGUAUCUACACUCAAACACACAUACAUUAUAGAUCCAGGGCCUAUCAUCUGGCAAGCAGACAUAAUAAAGUUGAUCUUGACCGUCUGUACGACGACGUGAAACGCUACAGCUGUACUCCUCGGAACUACUCAGUAAACCUACGUGAGGAGCUGAGAGCCACCAACGCUGUAUUCUUCCCUCGAUGUCUGCUGGUCAAACGCUGCGGAGGAAACUGUGGCUGUGGAACCAACAGUUGGAACAACGGCUGCACCUGUCAGGCCUCAAAGACAUUGCUCAAACUACACGAGGUGCUGAAGUACGCCCCAGAGGUCUCCCUGCAUCAGCGCCAUCGGAGGCCAAAGGUGCGCUGGGUCAUAGAUGAGAUUUUUCUCACACACCAUGAAAAGUGCGAGUGUGCGUGUCCCUCCCAGCCUCCCCGCUGAGACACUCAUAUUGACACAUGGAUCUGGAACUGUUGGACAAAUUUGUAUUUUAUCUAUUUUACAACAGACUUUGUAUUAUAACAGCAACACAUGCAGCAAAGAAGACGGCAACACUUUGACUGACAAACCGCAACCUGACCAUUUCUUUCUUAAAGGUAGACCAUCUACCUUUCUAUGCUCACAGACCAACUUAUAAAGGCAUACAUGUUUUAGCAAGACUGUUUCAUUUUGCUGUUCUGCUUAGAAUCCAAAUGUUCAUGUAACGUUUAAACAUCACUAAAGUACCAUAAAGUGCUCCUUUUCUUCAAAAACCUGAUAUUUUUAUGGGUGCCAACUCGAUUGAAUUGAAAUUGAACUGUCUCCAACCACUGUGUAAACUGUUUUUUAUUCCUGUGUCUUGUGUUUGUGCUCCAGUCUCUUCGUGUUAUCAUAAGACUGUUUCUAGAAACUUCAGGCACGUCUUCUGCCAGGAGCGUUCUGAGAUGAGUGAGCAUGAGACAGAGGGAGACGAAGGGAGGGAGAGGGGUUGAAGGAAGUGUAAACCAAAAUAACCCUUUAUCUUGAUGUGAAAUUAGGCUAACUACAACCCUCCAGAUCUGCACUGCACACGAGCACACACAUUCACUCCAGGCCUCUAUUUCUACCAUAAGAUAAAAGCUGUAGUUACUUAUACUGAAGUCUACACUGCUCUAUAUUUCAGAGAAGCCCUCCUUUCUUUUUACAUUCCUGUCUGCUCACAUCCUAACUUUCCUUUGUACUUCCUUGCACCAAUACACUUCUCACUCCUUUUCCUCCUUUCUUACGGAGUCUGAUUCCCUCUUGCCCUUCAUUACUCGCUCUCACACACAUCAAAGAAUCUAUCAGACUGGGCAGCUCGCUCUGCCCAGUUUUCAGAGCAUUCCUGGCAUUCCAGCUGCUAACCAGAAUUAUCCGAACGUGCAUUAAACUGCCAUCCUUACACCCUAAAUACAUAAGAGGAAAGCGGGAGAGCCACUCAGGAAGAGAGAAGGAGAGUGUUUUGGGAAGCACGGCUGACAGAAAAGGGACAAUCAAGCGUCCUGUUUGUAGAUUACCAGGGCUCAUAGAUGAGAGCAGAGAGAGGAGCCACUUUCAGGAUCCAGCACAUGAAAGAUUGCAGCUACAUCAGUGGUUUCAAUCAGCAUGUUUGUGAAUCCAGCUAGCCUGAUUUUAAGGCACACUUCUUUUUAUUUUUUCCCUCAUGAAGACGCUGAUAUAAAGCACGAUCUGAAUGACUGCCUUUUAAGUCUGCAGUAGCAUGAAAACUUAAAAGAGAACUGUGGAAAUUAGGGAGAUGUUUUUGGACUAUGCUGAAAUACAACUUGAGUAUGUUUGUGUGUGUCUCUGUAUGUAUGUGUGUGUGUGUGUGUGUGUGUGUGUGUGUGUGUGUGUGUGUGUGUGUGUGUGUGUGUGUGUGUGUGUAACAGCUCAGGAAGACGUCCUUUUGUUUAAGAGGUGAAGGGUUACUGACAGUCUGUGAGAGCUGGCAGCACAUACAAGCUUGCGACUGUGCAUGAAAAAUGUGUUUGCAUGGUGUGCAUGGGUAACUCAAGUAUCAAAGCAACAGAGGGAGACUUCAAACUAACUGCUUAUCAUCCCCAUACACAUGACCCAGCUGCUAGAAAUAAAAGACACUGUCAUCUGUCAUCUCCCCGUCAUCAUCAGCUCCCAUGAGUCCCGCCGUCACACGCUCAGACAGGCUUGCAGGCUGGAUUUACGCAGAGAAAAUGGGAUUUUACACACUACUUUUGUUCUAGAGACAGACAAAACAAAGAAUGAGUGGACACUGAGACGAUUUCAUCGUCACGGUGAAACCCGAUCAGCUGUGCCGCCAGCGCUUUCAUGUGCAUGUGUGAGUACUGUAAAGUCAAGGCUGUUAUUUGACAGGUGCAGGGUACAAAACCAUCUGAGAGAUUCCAAGAGUUUGUCAGAUCGUGCAGUGAGUAAUCCAUGCAAUAAACCCAUACACACACAGACACAGACACACACAGACACAGACAGACAGACAGACACACACACACACACACACACUCACAGAUGUUGUUGAUGUGGAUGUUCAUCAAAGAAAACAGCCUCACUUUGCUGUCUUUCAAAGUUUGCCAUCUCUCCCUGUUUUGCAUUCAAAACAAAAAGAUUUCCACAUCACAUACACACAUUUCACAGAUAAUGGUUUGCAGAUAAAUUACCCUUUUAUAUUUUCAGUUGCUAACGAGCCAGAUGGUUAUUAGGUAACAUUUCUUUUUCAAGAUGCUUAAUUAGAGAAGUAUAGAUAGUGUACCAACAACAAUGUAAGGGCUUUCAUCAGAACUGAUGCCAACACAUGAUUUCCUGCAAAUUUAUGGAUUGUAAAUGAAAGUGAGGUGUGUGUGUGUGCGUGCGUGCGUGAGUGCGUGCGUGUUCAUGUGCGUGUGCAUCCUGUGUCUACCAGUUUUGCUGGUGUUAUCAGCACAUUCCAUUGUUGCAUGCUCCAAAGUGACAUUCCUCUUUUUCCACACAACUUGUUUGUUUUCCCUUCAAGUUAUUUUCAAUAGAACCACAUGUUCUUUAACGUCAUGCAUUAAAAGCUGCUUGUGUAAUUAUUAGGAUCUUUUUUUUUCUUUGGUUUACUCAUGUCAAAUUAACGUCAAAACCACAGACCUUUGAGAAAAUGUCAUGCUUUCAGUAAGAUUAGGUGCAAAGAUUCAGCUCUUCUCCUCUUAGGGGUUGUAUUGUCAUAUUUUCAACUCAGAAAAAAGUUGUUGGGAUACUAUAAGCAACAACCUGCUUUGCUGUAUUCAGAAUAAUAUUCAUGACAAACUGUAUGCUUUAAUAAAUAAUUUAUUAUCUUUCUUUUUUUGUUUGAUGUAAACAUCAGCCGGUUGAUCUUGAUGAAUAAAGUGUUUGUAGCAUUACUGCCUCCACUGCUUUCUCAACAACCCACCAUUUUUUAGGUAUUUGACUGUACACAUUUUCUGUUAAAUUACCUGUACAGUGUAAUAAAGAAUUUGCUAUGCUUCAAAAAAUAAAGAUGUCAG